UCCAAAUAUUUGAUCAACAUCAGAUCAGAAUGCGUGGAGUUUAUGCCAUUUUCCUCUUUUUCCUCUUAGUCAACUGCAUCAGGGCUAAGAAGAUGCGGUGGUGCACAGUGUCAGAUCCUGAGCAGAAGAAGUGUGCAGAGCUGGCUAAAGCUCUGGUGGCCGUGCUGCCGCCGGCCGCUGUGGCAGCUUUCGCCAGACUCUCCUGCAUCCGAGCGUCCAGCACGACCGACUGCAUCGAUCGGAUCAGGGCGAACCGUGCUGAUAUCGUGACGUUGGAUGCAGGAGAAGUGUAUUCUGCUGUGAAGCAGUUUGGCCUUGGAACCAUCGCCAAGGAGAUAUACAGCGACGGAGGCUGUGUUCUGUCUGUAGCUGUGGUGAGGAACAUCAGUCUGGACGUCCGGUCCCUGAAGGGCCUCAGGAGCUGCCACAGCGGGGUCCGGUGGACGGCCGGCUGGAGUCUCCCCCUCGGCUUCCUGCUCUCCAGAAACUAUCUGAGCUGGUCCAAGGAGCAGCCGCUCAGUCAGGACGUCAGUACUUUUUUUAGUGCCAGCUGUGUUCCCGGAGCUGCUGCCAUUGCCCCCCCUCUGUGCGCUCUGUGCCAAGGCCAGAAGUCAUAUAUUCGCCAGAAGAAUUACCACUGCGAAACAUCCCAUAAUGAGCCUUUCUACAACAACCAGGGGGCCCUCAGAUGUCUCAGGAGGGGGGCCGGGGACGUUGCAUUUGUGGAUCAUUUAGCUCUUGAAAGUAUUGAAGACAGUGAUAGAGAUGAGUUCAGGCUGCUGUGUGCAGACGGCUCACAGGCUCCUCUCAGCCACUACAGGAUCUGUAACCUGGGCCGGGGUCCAGGAGGCGGCAUGGUCACCAGAUUAAAUUUGCGCAAGACUGCUCGCAAAUUCCUAUCGACGGUGCAGAUGCUGUUUGGUAAACGAGGAAAAGAGAGGCAGCGUUUCCAACUCUUCAACUCCUCUUCUUUUGGAGAAAACGACCUUCUCUUCAAAGACGCCACGGAGAAACUGGCCGUUCUGCCAGACGACAUGGACGUCAGCCAGCUGCUGGGGCUGGAUUAUGUGGCGCUGCUCAAAGGUCUUGGACAUGAAGGAAGCUCCCUGGAGGACAGUGUCGUGCGAUGGUGCUGUAUUAGCCAUGCAGAGCAGAAGAAAUGUGAGCAGUGGGCUCUCAAUAUAAAGUCGGACCCUCUGGUGUGUGUCAGAGCGGUCUCAAUGCGUGACUGUAUCGAGAAAAUCAAGAGGGACGAGGUGGACGCCGUCUCGCUGGAUGCUACUCACUCUUUCAUCGCAGGAAAAUGUGGUCUUGUUCCUGUAGUUACAGAAUAUUAUGGAGGAGAAAGGUGUGGGCCUGCUGAGGGAUCGACCCACUUGGAGACGGACGUGUUGCCCUCAGUGGUUGCCGUGGCCGUGGCGAGGCGCUCGAGCAGAAGUGUUUUCAUGGGGAACCUGGGGGGUCGGCGCUCCUGUCACGGACACAUGUACAGCCCGGCCGGCUGGCUGCUGCCCUACAGACACCCGCUGAGCCUGGCGCACAACAGCAGCGCCCCCUGUGGCCCCGACCGAGUGUACAACGACGUGUUUUGGAAAGGCUGCCUCCCGGGCUCUCAGGGGAAUCUGUGUAAAGUGUGUCUGGGAGGCACGGGGGAGGCCACCACCAAACGCUGCGCUGACAACCACAAUGAGCGUUACUAUGGCAACACUGGGGCAUUAAGGUGUCUGGUUGGAGAUCCCAGUGGGAAAAGCUAUGGCGACGUGGCCUUCCUCGAGCAACACACCCUUCUUGACAACAUCCUCAGUUUGAACUCCAGCGGUUGGGCAGAGGGCUGGACGCUGUCAGACUACGAGCUGCUGUGUGGGGACGGUCGUCGGGCCCCGCUGGCAGAGUGGGAGAGCUGCAACCUGGGAGUCAUCCCCCCGAACAGCGUCAUGACGCGGCCGGUGCUCACAGCACGAGUGUACGACUUCCUCAUGAAGUCACAGGAAACUUUAUCCGCCAACCCAAACGCAGAGUUCAAGCUCUUUCAGUCUCAGGAAUAUGGAGAAAGUGAUCUGCUUUUCAAAGACGCUACUCAGUGUUUCGUCCACACGAGCCACAUGGACCCCCGCUCCAUCCUAGGAGAGGAGUUUUACAGUCAGGCGGAAGCGGCUUUCAACUGCACACACUCUGAUAUCUUGGAGUUUUGUAAUCAGGAUGUGUGCAGCAUAUUCUAAAGGACACAUUUCUCUCUGCUGCUCAGUGGAUCAAUACUUCAUCCAGAAUCUCAACUACAAACCAUCCCUGGUUGACAGCAGACAUGAAUUUCAAAACACUGUUGCCUGACUGAACUGAUGAAUUUCAGCGUUUAGAUGCCAUUUCAACAUCAAAUGUUCAGAAUCAUCUGUGUCUUUCAAAAACACAAAACACUUUUAAGGCCUGAAAAUAAUCAAAAUCAAAAUAUGGUUUAAGUAGGAUAUACAGAAAAGUAGAGAACACAAAUAUAGAAUCGAAAUGUACCUUAACAAAAUGUGAAAAAUAUAUUAUAAACAUAAAGGUGUGUACUCCUGCUGUUGUAACACGUGGUUCCCACACAUCUAAUCAUUAACACAGCAUCUUGCUAUCAUAAAGGCUCAAACAACGAAGUUAAGAUAAUAUGAUAGAACAGUGUGUGUAGAAUAUAAAAACAGCUGAAACAUCUAAGACUACUGCAAUAUAUAUAUAUAGAAAUGUAUACAUCAUUUUGCACAAAUUAGUUAACACAAUCUAUGUUUUGUACCAACAUGUAAUGCAGUGUAUGUAAUGUAGUUAAGGUGGUGCAAGGUUAUUCAGUCAUCUUUUGUCCCAUAGUAUCUGUGUCUGCUGUUAAGGUAAAACUUUUAUAAAUAAUGUAAAGGUAUUGAUUCCUUUGUGCCAGAGUAUGUCAACAAAAAAAAAACAUAAAUAAAUGAAUCUACUUUUA
This is a messenger RNA of Notothenia coriiceps (black rockcod), 2944 nucleotides long. It is a transcript of the gene sxph, whose product is annotated as saxiphilin. The transcript is spliced from 17 exons. Gene Ontology annotation, cellular component: early endosome; plasma membrane; recycling endosome. Bases 30 to 2219 code for a protein of 729 amino acids. Gene Ontology annotation, biological process: iron ion transport. The record is from RefSeq and is a predicted model, not a curated record. Lineage: Eukaryota; Metazoa; Chordata; Actinopteri; Perciformes; Nototheniidae.